Molecule: messenger RNA, 6777 nt
Organism: Paramisgurnus dabryanus
Lineage: Eukaryota; Metazoa; Chordata; Actinopteri; Cypriniformes; Cobitidae
Biological process (GO): DNA integration
Molecular function (GO): zinc ion binding; nucleic acid binding
Source: RefSeq, a predicted model, not a curated record
AUGAGAAAAAUAAAGCUGGAGGAGAAGAAAAAGGAAGUGGAAAGAUUGGAGGAACUAAAAAGGCAUAAUGCAGCAAAAGCAAGGCUGCAAGUUUAUGUUGAAAACAUCAAAGGUGAUGAGCUUGAACAGUGUUCUGUUCCUCUUCAAAGACAAGAAGAUUGUACUUCUUAUCCAAACAUUCCUAUUUCUCUUCCUCAGCCGCAAAGGCUCGCUCAAGUCACUGCUCCUUUAUACCAACCCUCUUGUUCUCCUCAAAGGGUUCCAAUCACAACAGCUCAUAUCUCCCAGUCAACUAAAUUUGUUGAUCCAAAUGAAGCCUCUAAUGAUCUUGUGAAGGCACUUGCUGAAGCGAUUACAGCCAAUAGGAUUCCGAUCCCAGAACCAGUUGUUUUCUCUGGAGAUCCUCUUACUUAUAAUGACUGGAAACUGUCCUUUCAAACAUUAAUUGAUCGCAAGAACUUGCCAGCCCAAGAAAAGCUCUUCUUUCUACGCAAGUAUGUGAGUGGUCCAGUCAAAAGAGCUAUUGAAGGACACUUCCUGGUUGGAACAGAGACCGCUUACACCGCUGCUUGGAACAUACUCAAUGACAGGUUUGGCAAUCCGUUUGUAGUCGGAAACUCAUAUCGUGACAAAAUACAGUCAUGGCACAAGAUUGCUACCAAAGAAACCAAAGACCUCCGUGAAUUUGUAGAUUUCCUGAGCAGUGUUGAAUCCGCCAUGCCUUAUGUUCAAGGUUUACAGGCUCUAAAUGACUGUGUUGAAAAUCAAAGGAUAUCAGCCAAAUUGCCAGAAUGGUUAAGUUCUCGUUGGAAUAGAGCAGCAACCAAGUUUCAAGAUGAAUGUGGAAGAUUCCCUGAUUUCAAGUACUUUGUUGAAUUUCUCAACAAAGAAGCUAGAAUUGCAUGCAAUCCUAUCACCUCACUUCAAGCAAUAAAGCCAGCAGAGCAAGAAAGAACCAAGUACACUGAUCAAGAUAAGUAUAAGUUCCAACGGAAUCGCAACUCAACUGCCAAGACAUUCACCACUAGUUCCAGUGAAAAGACUAGUAUUAUAUGUGUCUUUUGUAAGAGAUAUGGCCACACUCUUCAUAAGUGUCGCAAGAUUAUGGAAAGACCAGUUGAAGAAAGAUUGAAGUUUGUACAGGCGGAAAAGUUGUGCUUUGGCUGUCUUAAGACUGGUCAUAACUCAAAGGUCUGCCCUGCUAGGAGUGUGUGUGAUAAAUGUGAGAAAUGUCACCCAACAUGCCUACAUCAGGAUCGUGUAAAUAAAUACCUAGGACAAGGAUCUAGAAUCAUUCAAGAUCAAUCAAAGGUCAAUCACGGAUCUGCAGACAGAACAGUUGGAUCACAGAAGGUACAAGAGUCGAAGCCUGUGAUUUCAAAUAGAGUAGUUCAAGAAAGGAACAACACUCAUACUUCAUCGAUCAUUCCAGUAUAUGUCUCAACAACAGCUGAACCAAGGAAGGAGAUUUUAGUGUACGCCUUGCUCGAUACACAGAGUGACACUACUUUCAUUCUAAAGAAUACAGCUGAGACACUUGGUAUAAAGAAAGAACCAGUCAAACUCAAGAUUUCUACAAUAACGUCCAAAACAAAGGUUGUGUCUAGUCACAAAUUGAAUGGACUACAAGUAAGAGGAAUUCAAUCUGAAGUGAAAAUUAAACUUCCAACAACCUACACUAGAGACUACAUACCUGUCAAUAGAUCUCAUAUACCCACAUGUGAAACCGCCAAGAAUUGGCCUCAUCUAGAACAUCUGGCAGAUGAAAUGGCUCCUGCACUUGACUGUGAAGUAGGUUUGCUAAUAGGCUAUAACUGUCCUCAAGCCUUACUCCCCAGAGAUGUUCUCAGCGGUAACGAAGAUCAGCCGUUUGCACAAAGAUCUGUGUUGGGUUGGAGUAUCAUUGGAUACAACCAUUAUGACAGGCAGAACUAUGAAGAUGAAGUUGGUGUGAGUCACAGGAUUAUCUUAAAGCAAGUUCUACCAGCUGGUGAAAGAUCUCACAAGCUCAAGUCUGAAGUCUGUUUUAUACACAGGAACAAGGUUAAGGAAAUGAUCACUCCAGCAGAGGUACUGAAAGUUUUUGAGUCUGACUUCAUUGAAAGGAAGAAUGAGGAAGUCUCUACAUCACAAGAAGACUUAAGGUUUUUGGCAAAGUUACACAAAGGCAUUAAGCAAACGCAAGAUGGACACUAUCAGAUGCCAUUGCCAUUUAAGGGCGAGAGACCAGAAUUGCCAAACAACAAAGCGUGUGCAGAGCAUAGACUCAAAUCCUUAGAGAAGCGUUUAAAGAGGGAAGAGCAAUACCACAAGGACUACUUGGCUUUCAUGAAAGACAUAAUAGCAAGAGGCGAUGCUGAAAAGGUUCCAGAGAUGCAGUUAAACAAUCAGCCAGUAUGGUAUAUACCUCAUCAUGGGGUUUACAACCCGCAGAAGCCAGGCAAGAUUCGCAUUGUCUUUGAUUGCUCUGCAAGAUUUCAGAAUACUUCUCUGAAUGAACAUCUACUGACUGGGCCUGACCUCACAAAUACUCUUGUUGGGGUCUUGUGUCGUUUCCGAAAGGGGCAAUUAGCCAUUAUGUGCGAUGUUGAGCGUAUGUUCCACCAGUUUUAUGUUGCUCCUAAGGAUCGGGAUUAUCUCAGGUUCUUAUGGUGGGAGGAAGGCAACAUGGAAACCCCUCCAACAGUUUUUCGGAUGAGAGUCCACUUGUUUGGAGCUGCCUCCUCACCUGGAUGUGCAAAUUUUGGGCUCAAGUAUCUUGCUGCGCAAGGUGAAGGCAAGUUUAGUCAAGCCACAGUAAAUUUUAUACAGCGUAAUUUUUAUGUGGACGAUGGCUUAGCAAGUGUGGACACUGAAGCAGAGGCAAUCCAGCUUGUAAAGGAAGCUAGGGAUCUCUGCAAUACUGGUAAGCUCCGCUUGCAUAAAUUCAUCACCAACAGCAAGAAAGUGACUGCCACAAUUCCAAAGGGGGAAUGUACUGAAGGUGCGACUGACUUUGACUUGGCCCUAGGAGAACAACCUAAAGUAGAAAGAGUGCUCGGAAUUCAGUGGUGCAUAACUUCAGACAAGUUUCAUUUCAGAGUGCAAGUAAAGGAAAAACCUUUUACUAGAAGAGGAGUCUUGUCUACAGUUGCUUCCAUUUUUGAUCCUCUUGGAUUCAUCGCUCCCUUCAUUCUAGUUGGGAAAAGAAUCUUAAAAAGGAUGUGUCAAGACAAGACGGGCUGGGACGAACCACUUCCUGAUGACCUCAAGCCGCAUUGGGAAGCUUGGCUGCGAGACCUUCAUAACCUGUCUUUGGUAAAGAUUGCACGUUGUUAUGUGCCAUCAUCAUUCAAGGAUGUCCAGCAAUAUGAGCUACAUCAUUUUUCAGACGCCAGUGUGUCAGGCUAUGGAGUAGGUUCAUAUCUUAGAUCUGUAAACAAGUCUGGAGAAGUCUACUGCACUCUUGUUAUGGGUAAAGCUAGGGUUGCCCCAACAAAGGUAACGACAAUCCCCAGGUUGGAGCUCUCAGCUGCAGUGGUCGCCACAAGGAUUGGUGAUCUGCUCAAAAGAGAACUAGAAUUGGAUGUCAUUGGUGAAUACUACUGGACCGACUCCAAGGUUGUCCUUGGUUAUGUUAACAAUGAUGCACGACGGUUCCAUGUAUUUGUCUCCAAUCGAAUUCAGCAGAUCAGGACAAGCACUAAGCCUAGCCAAUGGGGAUAUGUUGCUUCAGAUCAAAACCCAGCGGAUCAUGCCUCUCGUGGACUCACCGUAAAGGAACUCAUGGGCUCGAAUUGGUUUACUGGUCCAAGUUUUCUAUGGCAAAAAGAACUGCCUAAGGGAGACAUUAUGGUGGGAGAAAUUGAUGAUGGAGACCCAGAGAUCAAAAGGGCACAGGUUCUUAUGGUAAAGGCAAAUGAAGAAUGGUCUCUUUCAGAUCGCCUACGAGGGUUUUCAGAUUGGAAGAGAGCAGUGAAAGCUAUAGCAAGACUCAAACUUUAUGUAAGGGGUGUAAAAGGUUUGGAAGAAAGAUCAAACAAAUCCACAACACUUGAAGAAAGAAUGAAUGCUGAACAAUUCAUAAUUCAUAUGGUCCAAGAAGAGGUGUUCAGUGACGAAAUCAAGUCACUAAGACAAGGGAAAGAAGUUAAUUCAAAUAACAAGCUUUACAAGUUAAGUCCAUUUAUCGAUGAUCAUGAUAUCUUACGGGUUGGAGGCAGAUUGACAAAGGCAGAACUUUACCCUCAUAUCAAGCAUCCAGCCAUUCUUCCUAAAAAGCAUCAUGUAUCUCAUUUACUCAUCAAACACUUCCAUGAGAAGGUACAACAUCAAGGUCGUGGCAUGACCAUCAAUGAAAUCCGGUCCAAUGGUGUUUGGAUCCUGGGAUGCAGUAGUGAAGUAUCAUCUUUCAUCUACAAAUGCAUUAAGUGUAGGAAGCUAAGGAAAUGCAAUCAGGAGCAAAAGAUGGCUGACCUGCCACCGGAAAGGAUGGAAGCUACACCUCCGUUUACUUACAGUGGCAUGGACUGCUUCGGACCAUUUUAUGUUAAAGAGGGAAGGAGAGAGUUGAAGAGAUACGGACUCUUGUUCACCUGCAUGUGUUCUCGUGCUGUUCAUCUUGAGGUGCUGGAUGAUCUUAGCACUGAUGCCUUUCUUAAUGCACUGCGUUGCUUUAUUUCUAUACGUGGCAAUGUAAGUCAGCUGCAUAGUGAUCAAGGUACCAACUUUAUUGGUGCAAAGAGAGAGUUCCUAGAGUUGAUGAAGCAAAUGGACCAAGAACGUGUGAAGGAGUUAGGCUGUACCUUUGUCAUGAACCCACCCGCUUCCAGUCACAUGGGUGGUGUCUGGGAGAGACAGAUCCGUACUGUAAGGAGUGUACUGACGUCCAUUCUAGACCAGUCUGCAGCGAGACUGGAGAGUUCUUCCUUAAGAACAUUCAUGUAUGAAGUAAUGGCAAUUGUAAAUAGUCGACCAUUGACCUUAGAACAUAUCAAUGAUCCUGUGGGACCAGAACCAUUGACGCCAAACCAUAUACUUACAAUGAAGCCUACCAUCAUUGCACCACCUCCUGGAGAGUUUGUAAGGGAAGAUCUCUAUCUUCAGAAGAGAUGGAAAAGAGUUCAAUUUUUGGCUAAUGAGUUUUGGUCCAGGUGGAGAAAGGAAUAUCUAUUAAGUUUGCAGCAAAGAUGUAAGUGGAAUAAGAGCAGGAGAAACGCCAAGAUAAAUGACAUUGUUCUACUUCAAGAUGACUUGGCCCCACGAAAUCAAUGGAAGCUAGCAAAAGUAGUAGAAGUCUUCCCAGGAACUGAUGGUAGGGUGAGAAGACUUAAACUUCUUGUUAGCGAUUCAACACUAGAUAGUAAGGGUGCACACACAAGUAAGCCAGUCUACCUAGAAAAACCUAUACACAAAACAGUGUUACUUCUUGAAGCUGAUUAAAGGGUUAAGUUUGAUAAGAAUACAUGUAUGCUAAUGUGUAUACGAUUCUUCCCCUUGGUGUGUGUAAGUUCCUGCUGAUUUACUUGAACAUUCAGAACUUUGAUUAAGAAUCACACAUUGUGUGAUGGUGGGAGUGUAUUUGCUGUCACAAAGUUUUCUGUGUUUAAUGCUUAUUUUCCACUAGAUGGCAUUUGUGUACCUUAGCACUCAUUUACACAAGUUACUUUUGGUUAAUUUAAUUUUGUGUAUUUUGAUAUUUUGAUUAUUUUCUAGUGUUUAUUGUGUUUCUAUACUGAAUUGUUGUUUAUUUGAGCAAGAUUUAUUUUUUCUAAAAGAUUGUUGGUUAUUUUAUUUUACUCCCAUCAUGCCUUUAUAUGUCACUUCCUGGUUUGUCACUUCCUGUUUUGUCAACCACAUGAAGAGAUGGAGCAAUGUAAUUGCUAACUUAAGAGUGUUUCUAUCUAUAUCAUAUGCCAUCCAACCAAGAAAAUGCAAGAUAUAACCCCCUCUCUUAGCUCACAAGCAGGCAAAAGUGUUCUACGGUGUUGGUGUUGAAGUUGAUGUCUGUAUUGGUGUCUAUGUCGAUGAAUGCAUAAAACAUCUGUGAAAAAGAACCUCAGCCUUCGCAAUGUGACUAAGGGCGGCAUACCAUAGUUUAACUCCUUUAACAGAUAUACAUCUGUUUUUUGUAUUGGUUCUUGCCCUUAAUUUUAUAAACAUAUACAUUCCUCUAAGAUUAUAAUGACUUUCUCUUAUUUUGAACAUCCUCUGUACACAAUUUGGAAGUAAAUUCUUAUAAACUUUAUACAUGACCUGUGCAAUAUAAAGGUUAACUAAAUCAACAAAUUUUAAAGCUUGUAAAUUUAUAAAUAAUUUAUUUGUUGGUUCAUAAUAGUCAGCCCGUUUUACAAUCCUUAUUGCUUUCUUUUGUAACAUAUAUAUUGGUUUUGUAUUAGUUUUAUAUGCAUGUCCCCACACCACCACACAAUAAGUAAUGUAUGGAACUAUGAGAGAACAAUACAAUGUAUAUAAUGUUUUUUCAUUUAAAAUAUGUUUUAUUCUAUUUAAUAUCGCAAUGGAUUUAGACAUUUUUGUUUUUACAUGGUUUAUAUGUGAUUUCCAGCUUAAUUUAUGGUCUAUUGUAACACCCAAAAAUUUAUAUUCAUAUACUCUUUCUAUUUCCGUCUUACAAAUCAUAAUUUUAGCUUUGAUAUUACUUUGUCGAUUGCUGAAUAUUAUGAACUUUGUUUUAAUCAAAUUCAAUGAAAGUCGAUUAUCAUCAAACCAACUUUUUAAAGCCAUCAAUUCAAUUUUAACUGUUUUCAGGAGAUGCUCCAAAUUUUUCCCCGAACAGUA